CCACUUUUACAAAUGCCACUAGCGUAUUUUCCCGAUUUGAUUCCGUUUGACCUCCUCUCACUUCCCUCAAUCACUCUGAUGACUCUCCAGCCAAAAGGGUGGAUCGUCAUCUGAUUGCCAACAUCCAACAGCAUUCCAGCACCCAUCAUGUCCAUGCUCGCCAGGACAGCGUUGAGAGCGCCUAGACAGCUCGUCGUUAGACAGCAAGUCAGAGGACUCCACUUUGAGAAUGAGCUCGGAAAGACCAUCCCUACCAACACUGACAACAAGGUAUGGACCGCUAUGAAGAUUGCCAUGUUUGCCGCAACCGGUUUCGGCUUGCCAUUCUACGCCGUUCACCACCACUUGAAGAAGGCCGCUGCUGGGACUUAAGAGAUGAUAUCGAGGGAGAUGCGUAGCGGGAGGUGUAAUCCGGGAUGUGAGGGGACAGUGAAGGCAGCGUCGCCCGAGUCGGGAGGGAUCCCGAGCUUCGGGAUAGAAGAGAUGAGGUGUGAACAGGCAAAGGUCUGCCUUGGCUCAUUGACUAGCCAGCAGCUCCAAGCAAACAAUGCAUGAGCAAUAUAUCGUCCA
Messenger RNA from Kockovaella imperatae, 570 nucleotides. RefSeq lists its product as hypothetical. The coding region runs from base 148 to 372 and encodes 74 amino acids. The record is from RefSeq and is a predicted model, not a curated record. NCBI's taxonomy places the organism in Eukaryota, Fungi, Basidiomycota, Tremellomycetes, Tremellales, Cuniculitremaceae. The transcript is spliced from 4 exons. Gene Ontology annotation, biological process: mitochondrial electron transport, cytochrome c to oxygen.